Talaromyces proteolyticus is the source of this 852-nucleotide messenger RNA. RefSeq lists its product as uncharacterized. Bases 1 to 852 code for a protein of 283 amino acids. The transcript is spliced from 2 exons. Lineage: Eukaryota; Fungi; Ascomycota; Eurotiomycetes; Eurotiales; Trichocomaceae. The record is from RefSeq and is a predicted model, not a curated record.
AUGUUUUCCGAGCUUGGCACUGAGGCGAUCCAUUUGGCAUAUCUGGCUAGGGUUCGGGAAGCCUGGGACGAUUGGACUGGCGUCAUAAACCGGAAAGAGCGAAGGAGAUUACAAUAUCGCAUCAAUCAGCGUAGUUUCCGUACAAAGCAAGGCAACGAGGCGAAAUCGCAGAUUGCCAUCAUUUCCCCCACCUCCAAUUUGCCCAAUCCGCGUAUGCUUCCACUUGAGUUCCAGGAGGAAAGUGGUGAGAUUUGGGAAUGCACACUAGCACCGCCAAAUGCCCGUCAAUACCGUAAAUUGUUUGAGGCAAAAGCCUACGAAAGCUACAUUAACGGCGCGCCGAACAGGGAUCACCUCAUCAGCCUCAGCCGGCUGAACGUGCAUAGAGCCAUCAACGAAAACAUCCGUGCAGUUGGCAUGACGUCCAGAUGGUUGCAAGAUGAUAACUCGAUAUCAAUAUUCAACCUUGCCCAGCCCAGCUUCUCAAUAGAGGGGAUUCCGCCCUGCUUACACCCAACUUCUAUUCAGCUAUGUGUGCCUCAUCAUCCUUGGUUCGACUUUUUUCCCUUCCCUCGCAUGCGUGAUUGUAUGAUUCUUGCUGGCGACUCUUUUGAUGACGAUGACCUUUGUCACGAUCUCAUGGCCUUUUGGGAUACAAGAAAUACAGCUGCUACGUUACUAGUGUGGGGAGACUCGUGGGAUGCAAGAAAUUGGGAAGUUACGGAAGGCUUCGCGCAGAAAUGGAAAUGGCUGCUCCUUGAUUCGCCAGAGUUACUGGCUUCCACGAAUCGUUGGAGAAAGUCUAGAGGGGAGAAACCCUUCAUAUGGAAAGAUAUUUUGACAGAGGCAUAA